UGUGUCGUAGCGUCCUGUUUUUUCUUAGUUUUUAUGGGAAAACUGACACAAAAAGUCCUGUUUUUCCACAUAAUUAGUAUUCCCAGUAUUACCAUGUUUUCCUCGGAAAAAAUCCUCAAUUCUUAUAUAAUUUUUCUCAGUUUUUAACCCGUCCAGAUUCCGGUCCUGUCCUAGCGUCCUGCUCCUUAAAUCCUUCCAAAACUCAAACCUCUUUCUGUUCUUUUGCACUCUUUGACGCUGCUACCUUAAACAAAGGAGUCGAAGCCUUUUUAACUCUUCCUCUAUCUCCGGUGCUUCUCACACAUCAGAUGACUGAUGGCAACAUCCGGUGAAGUUGAAGAAAAUGAGCAACAAAUACAGAGGCAAGAAACCCAGAAGCUGCUUUCUUCAUAUCUUGGUGUUAGUUUCAGUGUUUUCUUGGCUUACAUUCCAGAUUGUUCACUCUCUUUGCUGCCAAAGAUGAAGACCCAAUUGAGAGAACUGACAGCAAGGCUUUCAACGGCUGAGGAGCAGUUGAGGCAAAUGAAGUCGAGAAGAAAAGAGGACUCCAAAGCAAACGCCAGAGUGGUAGAGAUCUUUGCCAGCCACAGGAACGCGUGGCAAGCGGAGGAGAAGCAGCUUCUGCAGCAAAUCGAGGAUCAGAGGGCAAGAAUCGAGGAGUUGGAGAGAGAUACCCAUGAAUCCAAGCGGAGGAUUGAAGAGCUCCAGGACAUGAUUGGCUUCAUCUCUACCACUAAGGCUGUUGCUGAAGAAGAGGAAAUGGAGGAGGAAUCCGCCGCGGAAGAGACGAGGGAGGACCAAGUAAACUUUAGUGGUGUUGUUAAUGUUGGGCACGAUGGGAAUUUGCCCUUCACUUCCGAUUUCUUGGCUUCUGCUUCUUCAGAGUUUUGGGCCGAGAGAGCUAAUGUCUGGCAGGAUGUACAGUAUGAAUCUCUUGAAUCUUUGUAUCACAUGAAGCAUUUUGUUGCAAGAAGGGAAUCACCUUGGAAGGUAGAUGGUGAAUCAACUGGAGUUUCCUCUAAACUAAAGCUGCUUGAACAGGAAUUAUUGAAUUUGGAAAUUAUUGGCAAAAGUGAUUUAUCAAGGGUACCUUCAUUAAUGAGGAAGCAGGCCAAGAGAUAUCAAGCUCUUACAUCAAAGAUUGAUGAUCUCUGCAGAAGAAUGCAGGCUAGUGAUCACUCUGAACCCACACUCAAUUUAGAGUUUCGAACUCGGAAACAGACUGAGUAUUUGCUGGAAGCAUUUCGACUUCAGCAGCGUGCAUCUGAAACUGGACAAAAGCUAAUGGAUUUACAAACUGAGAUUGGGAAGAGUUACUACAGGGAUGAUCCUGGAAGCCCGGCCAAACUCGCAACAAAACGAUCCAUGGAUUCCAUUAGAAACAACUUACAGGAAGUACAAAGAAACUUGGAGAUAUGGUUGGCCAGAAUUAUAGGUGAUCUUGAAGGAAUUCUGGCCAGAGAUGGCUCUUCUCGUGUUAGGGAGUACUGCAUUUCUGGAUAUCCUUUCCUUCAAUAGAAUCUUCAAACUGCUACCGAAAAUAUAUAUUCAUAGAACAAAAUAUCCACUCUUAGAAAUAUAUGUUGAUCAGGUUAUAAAAUAGUUGUUAGAUACUUGCGAGGAUGAAAUACGACUCAGUUCAUGGUAGCACAUCUACCUUUUUGAAUAUGGCAGCCUCAUGAUUUACUGUCGUUGAAAGAAAAAGUUAAAACUUAUCAUCCACGAAUAAUGGUAAAAUCUCGAUCAGAUACAGCCAUGCACAUAAUUACCUCGUGUUUGUGUUUGUUUUUCUUGGAUGCUAAAGUUCUGCUCCUAGAACAGCUAUUUUGAGAAAGACUUCCACAGGAAUCUCUUAAUUAGAAACUAGGUAUAAGAGUAGUGGAUGGU
This is a messenger RNA of Durio zibethinus, 1887 nucleotides long. Its product is annotated as Ribonuclease P protein subunit P38-like protein. Lineage: Eukaryota; Viridiplantae; Streptophyta; Magnoliopsida; Malvales; Malvaceae. The record is from RefSeq and is a predicted model, not a curated record.